Molecule: messenger RNA, 1293 nt
Organism: Moesziomyces antarcticus
Lineage: Eukaryota; Fungi; Basidiomycota; Ustilaginomycetes; Ustilaginales; Ustilaginaceae
Product: DUF1682 family protein
Exons: 1
Coding region: 1-1293 (430 amino acids)
Biological process (GO): endoplasmic reticulum calcium ion homeostasis
Cellular component (GO): endoplasmic reticulum
Molecular function (GO): calcium ion binding
Source: RefSeq, a predicted model, not a curated record
AUGGCCUCUACCCAGCUCUCAGGGCAGACGGGCACCGUCUUCGCCGCGUGGACGCUGAUGCUGCUCGCAGCCGCCUUCUCCGCACCCGCAGCUGCGGCUCUCGAGCUGCCCUCGUUCGUGCGCUCGACGCUCAACGUCAAGCAGCCCGUAGGCGCGACGGCGUACCAGGCGAAUCAGCCGUACGAUGGCAUCGAAAUUCCGCUCACUGGCCGCUUCGUCUUCCGACCCGCGCUGUUCUGGCUCGAGGGCGGUGUGCUCGGCUUCUGCGUGCUCUUCAUGCUCAUCCACCUCGUCGGCAAGACGCGCAACCGCCAGAUGGCACAGCGAUUCGCCACGGCUGCGGCUCCCGUGCUUCAGCAGGAGUUUGCCGUCGUCGCCGACAACGAAGGCAAGGGCAGCCUGCUGUGGAACGGCGGCAAUGCGGCGUUCAUGUUCGCCUCGGGUCGCCGUGGAUGCGCGAGCCUUCAGGUGACGUUCGAUAUGGUGCCCCGACACGACCCGAUGGAGAUCGUAUACACGCUGCUCAAGGAUGUCGUGGUCGCUUCCACCUCGUCCUCCUUCCGCGAUACGGUCACCUUUACCUUCACGCUACCUCCCACGUCGGACAACGUCUCGGGCGUGUUUGCGCUCGUCAACAAGAGCGCGCUGCAGCACACGCGCAGCGGCCGCUUCGACCUCACGUUUGCCAAGGUCAACGACACCGAUGCCACCGUCACCUCGCGUGGGCUGUCCAAGCAGUGGGCGGUGAUGAGCGAGGCUACGGACCUCACCGACGGCUUCCUCGGCGAGGCGGAUCAGAAGGGUGUUGCGCAGCGCGCCAAGCUCGGCCUGGUCGACCUUCUCGAAGGCAAGGCGGGCCAGCUGCUCGACAGCCUCGUGCUGACCGACCAGCCUUUCUCGCGACCUACCAACGGCCCCAUUGCGGCCGAGAAGCGCGAGCGCCUGCUCAUCAUCACGCUGCAGCUGCCCAAGUCGCACGCGAACGUGCGCAAGGCGAUCGAGCUGCUCCAGUUCGGCUGCAACCUCGUCGACGCGCUCGACACGGGUGUGGUGAAGCUGCGCAACGAGACGCUCGCCAAGCUGCGCAAGACGCGCGCCCAGGUCGACAAGGAGCUGCACGACGAGGCCACCAAGGAACAGCGCGAGGCAGAACUCGAGGCGCGGGAAGAGGCAAAGCGCAAGGCCGAAAAGGAAAAGUUCGACAAGCUCUCGCCCGCCGAACAGGCAAAGCGCAGGGAGGUCGAGCGCAAGCGCGCCAUGAAAAAGGGCGCCCAGAAGGUGCGCUCCGGUUGA